This is a messenger RNA of Dermatophagoides pteronyssinus (European house dust mite), 793 nucleotides long. RefSeq lists its product as uncharacterized. NCBI's taxonomy places the organism in Eukaryota, Metazoa, Arthropoda, Arachnida, Sarcoptiformes, Pyroglyphidae. The record is from RefSeq and is a predicted model, not a curated record.
AAAAAAAAAGUCUUUCAAGUGUGAUCAUUUUUUUCAAAUUCAUAUUUUAAUUUUUUAUAUAAAUCACGAAAAACGAAAACGAAAAUGUUGUUCUACAAUCGAUUUACUUAUUGUUUGUUGGCCAUUGCUGCUAUUGCCAUUAUAAAUGUUAAUGCACAAGCUGGUUUCGAAGCUAUGGAUGGACAAUUUAAAGAAGGUGGUAGUGGCCGAGAAAGAAUCCAGGCAGCUGUACAAACAAAACAUACGGUCGAAAUGAAACCCGUUGAUAUUCCAUAUGAAGAUAUUGAACCACAGAUAAUCGAAGUUGAAGGUGGUGCUUUACCAUUGGAAAUUCAUUUCAAAUCAAGCUCAUCACGUAUCCGUGUACAUCAAACACACGAAGCAGCUGGUGCCGGUGAAGUUGAACAAACAUCAUCGGAAGAGGAACCACAUCGACUUAUUCAUGAAGUUAAAAAACCAAUCAUUCAAGAAGUUCGUGAAAUUAUUACACCAUACCGUAAAGUUGUACAAGAAAUUCAACCUGUUAUGGAAGAAAUUCAUACAAUUGUUGCCAAAGGUGAAGCGCGAAGAAAUUUCGAUCGUACACAAACCAAAACACGUGGUAGCCGUGGUUCAUUGGCAUCACCAUCGGCACGUGCCCAAUCGGCUAGUAGCUCUGGCAGCUCAACAUCGCCAUUCUAAUUGCCAUUAUAAUAUUAAUGAUAAAAUUAUUAUUUAUAGUGAAAUGUAUCCGAUACAUAAUAGUAUCCUUAUAAUUAUCAUCAUUGUUAUUGCCAUCAUUUGUCAUUAUAUU